UGUUGAAAAAAACAUUUUUGUGUGUUCCUAUCCAGCUGAAAAGCUAUGACGUACAUGCUUCUGCUGGGCGUUUCAUGCCCGAGUCCGCCUGUUGGUCGUUCAAUUUGUAGGUAUUUUGUCAUUGAGGGAAGUCAAAAACAGAAAACAUUUAGUCAGAUGGUUAUGAGGCACUAUGACUUGUUUGGGGUUCAGUUGAUUUCAAGAAUAAUUCUUAAACAGCUUAUAAAAGCAUACGAUGGGCCAAUCUUUCAACAUAGUACGGCUUUUGUAGGGUAGCGGGUAGCUUGAUGUAGCGUAGAUUGACGAAAACGGUAAGUUUUAGAAGUAUUCAAGGACUAACGAGGGUGCUAAUCUUACCGAUGUUCAUCACUACAGAUGCAUAGUGCAGUUUUCGUUCUACUGGCUGGGGCAGUCUUCGCCACUUCCAGUGUGUUAGGUUUUACAAACAAUUCUAAUGCCAUCUACAGAUGGGAAGGCGGCCGUAUCGAGUGGCCAUGUCCAACUACUAAACGGCUCGUAAUAGCCGCUGGCAAGUACAGCCCAAGGGAUCUGAUCGCCAUCCGGUGUCAACGAGUUGAAAACAAAACUCUGUGUGCUUUCCCGCGGUACAAGAACAGCAUUCCGAUAACGUUGAGUCAGAUUCACGCUACCAAAAAAGGUUGUGAUGUGAAAUUUGAACCGUUUCCUUGUUGGACCGAACAAGAGGAAGGAAACUGUAAUGCGUUGCAAUCUGCCAUUGAUAUCUAUAGCGUGGGAGAGUUCUUGUGGGUUUUGGACAGCGGAAUCGUCCAAGCUUUGCGGACGCCGAUUCAACGUUGUCCACCGAAGAUUGUUGUGUAUGAUGGGAAAUCAGGAAAAAAGCUGAAGACAAUAAGCCUCGGACGGUUCGUUACGGAGAAGUCAAGACUACAGUAUCUACAGGUCGAAUGCCUGAAGGGCGGAAGAUGCUACGUGUACGUCAGUGAUGCUGGAAACAAUGCGAUAAUCGUUUACGAUGUUUAUGGAGGUCGUGGCUAUCGGGUAGUUUUACCGAAAGCUGUCCACCAUGGAUGCCGGUUCCGAGAUGUGCUGUACAUAUUCCUGUCCUUCCAGAAAGAAGGCACAAAACUGUACUUCAGCUAUCUAGGAGGACGACGACUCUUCGCUAUUCGCACCGAGCAUUUGCGAAAGGGCCAUGGAGGAAAUAUUAUUGAUGUCGGUGAGAAGCCCAACGUUCCUAUCUUCAUCGGAACUGAUGCUGGCACUGGUGUGUUUUUCCGUGAAGAAGGGGACAGUGAUAUCUACUACUGGAACACCAACCAAUGCUACAAGAAAUCCAAUUUCAAAUUAGUCUACAAGAGUACCGGAGGCCUGUAUGCUACCCAUGUAUUCCCCGAUUUUAAAAUCAAUAGACUGCUGGUUUUGGAAAACGACUUCCCAAGUUACGUGAAAGAUUACGCGGGCUGCGGGACCUUGCAUCAAAUUUCUAUUCUGGAUGGCACAUAUACAUGUGAGUAACGGUUGAUGCCAUAAUUGUUGAAAACGAGCUGUACAGGCAAGUGAUAUUUUUUAAGUUAUUUUAAAUUUGUUAAAGUUAUUUAAUUUAAAUACAA
This is a messenger RNA of Uranotaenia lowii, 1592 nucleotides long. RefSeq names its product major royal jelly protein 5-like. The record is from RefSeq and is a predicted model, not a curated record. The coding region runs from base 376 to 1497 and encodes 373 amino acids. NCBI's taxonomy places the organism in Eukaryota, Metazoa, Arthropoda, Insecta, Diptera, Culicidae. Gene Ontology annotation, cellular component: extracellular region. The transcript is spliced from 2 exons.